Eleginops maclovinus (Patagonian blennie) is the source of this 1884-nucleotide messenger RNA. It is a transcript of the gene oxtra, whose product is annotated as oxytocin receptor a. Lineage: Eukaryota; Metazoa; Chordata; Actinopteri; Perciformes; Eleginopidae. The record is from RefSeq and is a predicted model, not a curated record. The coding region runs from base 477 to 1658 and encodes 393 amino acids. Gene Ontology annotation, molecular function: oxytocin receptor activity; peptide binding; vasopressin receptor activity. Gene Ontology annotation, biological process: G protein-coupled receptor signaling pathway; positive regulation of vasoconstriction; regulation of systemic arterial blood pressure by vasopressin. Gene Ontology annotation, cellular component: plasma membrane. The transcript is spliced from 2 exons.
GGAGGAUGUUGGAGCUUUCGAUUUCUGCAGCAUUUUUGCUCCGUCACAUUCUAAUUUAAAAGUGUAAUUUUAAAAAAAGUAAAUAUUGAAUGUAUUUAUUUUUUCUAGAAAGUCUGCUAUUUUGGGGGCUUUGGAGAAUAACCCAUGGCUAGUAAGUUGUAAACUCACUGAUUUUUGACUCUUUUGUUGCUAUCUUCUAGAUCCACAUUGAAGAUUCACUGAACCUUUGGGUUACUUUUCUUUUGGCAGAUUGGAAAUAUUUCUGUCUUCACUUUCUAGAAAGCAUGGGAAAUUGUUUUACAACUCCUUGGUAAUCCUUGAGGAAAAUGUGGUAAGACUCAUCAAACCUCACCCUGCGUCCCAGCACCUGUGAGGACGCAAGGAACACUUAGCCAUUUAAGACCCUCUAAGUGACUGUUUAAGUUAUUGCAUGAGUGCAAAACCCUGACGCAUCUACGGAGGACAAGACUGCUGCAAUGGAGAGUAUUUCAAAUGAAAGUGACUUUUGGCAAUUAAACGAAUCCUUGAGGAACUCAAGUUUCGUUAACGGGACCGGUUUGUUGAAUAAAACAAACCCUCUGAAGCGGAAUGAAGAGGUAGCGAAGGUGGAGGUGACGGUGCUCGCCCUGGUGCUGUUUCUCGCGCUGGCGGGGAACCUGUGCGUCCUGCUGGCCAUCCACACUACCAAACACAGCCAGUCUCGCAUGUAUUACUUCAUGAAGCACCUAAGCAUCGCCGAUCUAGUUGUGGCGAUAUUUCAAGUUCUCCCUCAACUUAUCUGGGACAUUACAUUUCGCUUCUAUGGACCGGACAUUUUGUGCAGGUUAGUGAAAUACCUGCAGGUCGUUGGGAUGUUUGCCUCCACUUACAUGUUAGUUUUGAUGUCCGUAGACAGGUGUUUGGCAAUUUGCCAGCCUCUUCGUUCUUUGCACAGGAGAAAAGAUCGUUUCUAUGUCAUCGUUUCCUGGGUCCUAAGUUUGCUCUUCAGUAUCCCGCAGAUGUUCAUUUUCUCUCUGAUCGAGGUUGGCUCGGCUGGAUCAGGAGUGUAUGACUGCUGGGGAGACUUCGUAAAGCCUUGGGGAGCCAAAGCUUACAUCACAUGGAUCAGCCUCACCAUAUAUAUCAUUCCGGUGGCGAUACUGAGCAUUUGCUACGGGUUAAUAAGCUUCAAAAUAUGGCAAAACUUUAAACUGAAAACCAGGCGCGAGCAGUGUAUAAGCCUGACGCCCAAAGCCUCCAAAUGCAACACACUGGCCCGCGUGAGCAGCGUUAAGCUCAUCUCCAAGGCGAAGAUAACCACAGUAAAAAUGACUUUUGUGAUCGUUUUGGCUUACAUCGUCUGUUGGACACCCUUUUUCUCUGUUCAGAUGUGGUCUGCGUGGGAUCCAGCAGCGCCCCGUGAGGCCAUGCCCUUCAUCAUCUCAAUGUUACUGGCCAGCCUCAACAGCUGCUGUAACCCCUGGAUCUACAUGUUCUUUGCCGGGCAUCUCUUCCAGGACCUCAGGCAGAACUUUCUGUGCUGUUCCACACACUACCUCAAGUCCUCCCAGUGCCGCUGCGAGCGUGACUUUGACUCCAGUCACAAGAGCAACUCCUCAACCUUUGUCAUUAAGAGCACAAGCAGCCAGAGGAGCAUCACACAGACAUCCUCCACAUAAUCCCUUCUUCCCUUCUCUUCUCUCUCAAGCUGAACACCCUUCCUCUCAACCACAUGCAUCAUAUCUAGCAAUUCAACUCCUUCAGAUACACCUCGCAAGUUCAAGCCCUGAAGGGAAAAAAACAAAUCAAAGUCUUAAUCGUUUUAUUAACAGCACUUCACAGUUUGAAGUGGAAAUGGAAUGUGAAAUAGAAAUAUGUACAGAAAAUGAUUAAGGGUGUGGUAUU